Molecule: messenger RNA, 1839 nt
Organism: Portunus trituberculatus (swimming crab)
Lineage: Eukaryota; Metazoa; Arthropoda; Malacostraca; Decapoda; Portunidae
Product: tigger transposable element-derived protein 1-like
Exons: 1
Coding region: 1-1839 (612 amino acids)
Cellular component (GO): nucleus
Molecular function (GO): DNA binding
Source: RefSeq, a predicted model, not a curated record
AUGCGUAAGUUUAACUGUCCUGAAUCAACAGUACGAUCACUGCGCAAAAAUAAAGAAAACUUGGCUGCUUCCGUGAAGGUGUUUUCUCGGUUUCCCUCAGCACGCACACUGGUUGAUACUUCACAGUGCAACAGAUUGCUUGCAAUCAUGGAACAUUACCUAAAUGAAUGGAUAAUCAGAAGGGAUCGAGAGAAGGGUGAUCUUUCUGGCCCUGCAAUAAGAUCACGAGCACGGCUGUACUUUGAUUCAGUGUGCUGUAAGAAAAAUGUUAACCCUCCACCCCAUUUUGCAGCUUCUGUAGGCUGGCUAGCAGCAUUUAAGAAAAGAUAUGAAGUUAAGUAUGCCCUAAAGCAUGGUGAAAGUAGAUCAGCAGAUGAGGAAGCAGCCAGACCUUACCCAGAGAUUUUUCAACGUCUUGUGACUGAAGGCAGUUACAGCCGUGACCAGAUUUUUAACUGUGAUGAAACUGGGAUUUACUGGAAGCGGGCACCAAAAUCAACCCUCAUCGCCAAGAAUGAAAGACAAGCUAGGGGUGUGAAGCCUUCCAAGGACUGCAUUACUGUUUUAUUCACAGCUAAUGCAAGUGGCGACCGUUUGAUGAAGCCCCAAGUCAUCUAUCGCUCUGCUAAGCCUAGAGCAUACAGGAAUUCCAAUAUGAACCAGCUUAAUGUUUAUUGGGCCAGUAAUAAGAAGGCUUGGGUCACGUCGGCACUGUGCACUGACUUGUUCGACAAUCAUUUUGUCCCUGAUGCCCAGAGUUAUUGCAAGAGGAAGAAUUUAGAUUUCAAGGUGCUGCUAUGUAUGGAUAAUGCUCCAGGGCACGGAAAAUUCUUAAUAGGGCGUCAUCCUAAUGUAGAAGUUGUCUUCCUCCCGCCUAAUACAACAUCACUUCUACAGCCUCUUGAUAAAGAGUUCAUCUGCAACGUCAAGCUCUUUUAUUAUCAGUCUCUCUAUGAUGACAUGCGUGUCAAGACUGACUCGCUAAAAGAACUAGAGAGGAUUGAGGCUGAGCUAAGUGUACGUGACCAGGAUGAGCCCGAUGAACCGAUCGCCAGCACCAGUUCAGACCCACCACCAUCACAGACCCGAGAAGUGUUAACCGUGAACCAGUUUUGGAAAAACUACAACAUUAAGGAUGCUGUUGACCGCAUUGUGAAGGACUGGCAGAAAAUAAACAAAGCUACAGUGUUACACGCUUGGAAGUUUUUGUUAGGUGAGGUCGGAACAGCUGUGCGUGAGCGCCAGCAGGAAGCCACUACACUCUCGCAGACUGUAGAAGCUGCACAUCUGAUCCCUGCACCUGGCUUUUCGGCUGUGGAGGCCAGUGACUUCCAAGAAAUUAUUGGUAUCCAUCAAGAGGAGGCUACUAUUGAGGAGAUGCUUGAGGAAGAUGAAGCUCAAGAAGAUCCUGAAGAGGAUGGACAGCAGGAGCAAAAUGUUCAGCCAGGCGAACCAACAACUCGGCAACUGACGGAGAUUCUCACCACCUUCUCACGGCUGACUGAACAACUGGAGGAAUAUGACAGGCGCCCAUAUCCACGCAGCAUAUUACAGCCAUCUCUUGAUCAAGUGAUGAACAUUUAUAAAGACCUCUACAUGUCUCGUGUUAAUGCUCGCCACCAGUCACUGAUCACAGGAUACUUCAGUCAAUCACAGGCUGCCAAUGCUCUGGCUAACGUAACAGUAGAAACAGGUGAAGAUGAAGAGGAUGUCGACGACCUGCUGGGCCUUUUACAAGAUGACGACAUCGCUCUGGAUUUUGAUGGCUUUGAAGCUGAGGUUGCACUCAGUGCUGGGGAUGAUGUACAAACAGUGGAGGAGGGAGCAAGUAGCCAGUAG